CCUCGAACAUGACUUACGUCUCAAAUGAUCCCAGUUGGUGGCCGCAAAUCAAUCGGAAUCUUCUUUUGAGCUAUUUGGCAGAUGCUGUUGGCAUCGUGGUGGUAUAUGAUUGGGUCUUAACACUUGAACAAGAGAUUGAACUCACCUGGAGACAACGCUGGUAUCUCAUGACUGUGCUGUAUCUGAUUAUACGCUAUAUUGGAAUACCGUUUUCUGUGUAUGUGUCGAGAUCAACAACUCUGUACUGUGCUAAUAGCUCAUCUCUGACAAUUAGUGUCCAUCUUCUGCGUAUGUCUCAUAUGCGCUGUGUUUCAUUUUUCUGACCGGCGGGACACAGAAGUUAUGCCAUCGGUAUCGCUGACAGAUGCAGGGUGAGUGAGAUUCCAACCAUCGAACUUGGCGCAACAUAAUGACUCGACAGGUG
Suillus plorans is the source of this 424-nucleotide messenger RNA. RefSeq lists its product as uncharacterized. The transcript is spliced from 7 exons. The record is from RefSeq and is a predicted model, not a curated record. Bases 9 to 323 code for a protein of 104 amino acids. Lineage: Eukaryota; Fungi; Basidiomycota; Agaricomycetes; Boletales; Suillaceae.